AUCAAUCUUAUGUCGGUGUUUGUUAUUGGUCAAUUCGCAUAGGUUGCAAGGUUCACCAACAUGGAAGGGGUAGGAGGAAAACCGAUCGAGUUGAAUGAUUAAUCGUGGCGUAAAAUUCUGCAAUGUGAGAACUUAUCAGUGAAAGAUGCUGUCUUUAGAAGAAGGAUGGAAGUGGCCAGCCCUUGCUUUGUUCCUGUUUUUAGUAACAUUCGGAUCAGUUGGUCUCCUGAGUUUGGGUUAUGUCAUCUGUAUUCUGAUUGGUGGAAUGGUGAUGACUUUCUACCAUGGCAGGCAGCUGUCACAGUCGGCCCUACAGAUGGAAUUACCAGAUCUACCGCGCUCCAAGCCAGGCGUUCUCACAGUAGUGAACAAGAUGGAGUCCUCUCCCAAAGGGAAGAAUUUUGACAGAAGGAUGACUGGGGCGAGCGUCAUUGAUGAGGCAUUACAUGAGGUAUUGACCUAUGCCAUCAGAGAUUACAUCAAGUCCUGGUACAGACAAGUUUCUGAUCACGACGGGUUUGUCCUCGACAUCAGACAAUGUGUUCAGAAACUCACCAUCACAUUUGCUUCCAGAACAAAAGAUGUGGAUUGGAUGCCGUUUUUCUCACAAAGACUUGUGGAUGAUUUUGCGUCCCACUUACGAUUAUACCGCAGAGCCCGGGAUGGUGCAACAGUCCCCCCCACUGAUGAACUUUAUCAAGAACAGGUUCAAUCAGCCUUCUUUGAUCUAGAGGUUGCCAUGGAGAAAGAUAAAUGCAGAGACUUGGUGUGUUUAGAUCCUGAAGCCGAAAAACAGUACCUUCAGAAUUUGAGUGAGGUUCUUUUAUUUUUACUUCUGCCACCAGACGACUUUCAGAAUAAAACUUUUAGAUAUAUUUUAAGGGAAGUGCUAGUCAACGGUAUAUUUAUUCCCACCAUUGAACUGUUGUCAGAUCCUGACUACUUAAAUCAAUACAUUGCCUGGUUGUGUAAAGAUGGCUCCUUCACUAACGAGAGCUUCCUGACGGUCAUCAAAUCGUCUCAUCUGGUCGGGGAGCUGGAGGCAGUGAAAGAGAUCACGGAACAGAACAUCGCCAAGUGGCGCUCGCGGGACACUGGCGGUGCCGAUGAUGCUGUGAUUAAACAAAAGUUAAAUAGUUUAUUGUUUGUCAAGAAUAUCUGUGAGGGGAGGAUCCGUCGCAUCCAGGAAGGAAGUUUAGACGAUAUAGAGGAAGCCCCUGAUAUAUGCAGAGCCAAAAAUAUAUUUGUACUUAGUUUAGAUGAAAUAAUUGAAAAUAACAUAGCAUUAGCAGUAUUUAUUGAAUUUAUGACCAAUGUCUGUGGACAGCAGUAUUUAUUUUUUUAUUUAAAUGUUGAGGGAUUCAGAACAGCGGCAGGUCAGCAGAUAUUAGACGCGCAACAGCGCGCCAUGAAUGGUAUGUCAACAGAGGCGGACCUGGAAUCAUUACGUCGGGCGGCCAUGAUUAUUUACGACCAAUACCUGUCCGACAAGGCCUCAUCUAGAAUUAAGCUAGAAAGUGAUAUAGUGAAAAGAACUUUGCAGAAAAUCAAAAAUAAAAACAUUGCUGAGGACUUGUUUGAUGAAGCCCAGUCUAAGGUUUACCAGAUCCUGCAUUCGGAGCAAUACUAUGAAGCAUUCCUUCAGAGCAAUGUCUACCUCAAAAUGCUGCAGGAAAUGGGAUUAUCCAAGCCAGAUAAGCCAGAAGAUGGCGACACCAGUAGUCUGGAUGAGGAUGCAUCUACAAAGUCGGUAGCCUCAUUGGGUAUGGAGGACUCUUCUGAGGAAACUUCACUACCAAGGUCAAGGUCAGAUUCUCCUGUAACCACGGACACUGCGAUAACAGCAUUUAUCUCACAGACAGGAAUGAUGAAGGAAUCUGACAAGAAUUCUGGGAAGACUUACGCCGUGUUUGCAGUGCGUGCAACUAAGACUAGUGGAGAUGAGGAAGAGGUGUCAGAGACGUACCGUCGCUAUAGCGACUUCCACGACCUCCAUAUGCUGAUCCAAGAAAAGUUCCCAGAUUUUCAGUGCCCACCCUUACCUGGUAAAACCAUCGUCAAGAACAUGAAUAAAGACUUCCUGGAGAAGAGAAAGAAAUCAUUGAACACCUACUUAAUGAAUCUAAUGAAACAAGAGGUGUGGAUCAAAUAUCCAGGAAUGAAGGAGCUGGUUCUCAAAUUUGUGGCUCCAGGACUGUGGGAAAAACAUAAGAGUGAACUAGCCAGAAAGAUGGACACCAUUGUGAACCCUAUUCGCUCCUCUGUGAAGACCGUGGGGCGAGCUGUGUCCACAGACUCACUGGUGGAUGGGCUGGGCAAGGUCUUCAAAAGUGAUUCCAACGAUCGGCGAGCAUUAGACAGUGGAAAAGUUGCUGAUGGUUUAGAUGGGGAUGCUGACAACAUUCCGUUACGUGUCAUGCUUCUACUGAUGGACGAGGUUUAUGACCUCCGGGAGAAGAACACGUGGCUACGUCGCCGCAUUGUUGCGGUGCUUAAGCAGCUCAUCAAGGUGACAUUUGGAGACUCCAUUAACAAGAAGAUUGUCGAUUAUGUCGAGUUUAUGACAUCUGCUGAGCAGAUGGCAGAAUAUGUCAGGAAAUUCAGGGAUUCCUUUUGGCCGGCAGGAAGUCUGGCAGAGCCGCGAGUACAGCGUGACGUCCACACCAAAAUGAGGACCAGGGUCUUAUGUAAAGCCAAGAUGCUCGGAUCUGUGUCUGAUGAUUUCCGGCACCUAAUGGGUACAGAUACGAUCCGUAUCGGGACCAGUCGGAUGUUCGACAUGUUUCAGCACCAAAAACUCAACAAACGGUUUGUGUACGUCUUUCUGGAGGGGGUCAUUAUAACCCUUUUCCCUCAGAACAAGUUUCCCGAACUUUUUACUCGUUUACAUUCCCGCUCGGACCGAGUUGUGAAUCAUAUUGCCAAAAUGAAGGAGAAAAAUGCAGACAGUUCUGAGUCCGGAGCUCGGAAACGACGGAGGUGAUUGAAUGUGCAACAGGAAGUGAGUCUCGUUUUGGUGAAUGACGUCCAAGUUGUCAAAUUUUAAAAACUCUGAUAUUAUGAAGUAGCGAUUCAGAAUUUUUUUUUUAAACCUAUGAGAUUCCAAUGUUAAAAGCUUGUCUGUCAACCACCACAGACGUAGGAUUUUAACGGAUUUGUGCAAUGCUGGAUCUGGUGAAUGUUUGUUCCCAGAGUUUUAACGUACAAUAGGUUUGCGUUUUGGAAUUUAGGAGAAUAUUCAUGAAUGGAUCCUUAAUCUGCUGUAAAAUGAUUAUCGUCCAUUGAUGAUGGAAAAACCUGUGAGAAUUCAGCAGCUAUAUAUAAUGACGUACCUAGUGAUCUGAAGUAGACGUAAUGAAGGGCAGUAACUUCCGUGGAAUUCCAUUUUAUAGUCUUAGUUAGCAAUCAAGAAAACCAUGUGUGUUUUUUAAACUGUGCAGUAGCUGUGUUUUUAUUUCAACAUUCUGAUUUCUUCAGUUCUCAUUUGCUGCAUUACUUUGUAGGAAGCAGAAUCUUUGUGUGUUUUAAAACUGAAAUCAAUUCAUUGCAAUGGUCAUAUUACAGGUAUAGAAUUUCACUCCAAAUCCUAAAAAACGUAAAGGGACCACUCAAUUAGUCCUAUAUUGCAAAUAGGGACUACUUCAUUCGAAAGAAGUCACAAAUUAGGACAUUUAUUAGCUUGUACAUGUACUAUAGUUAUAAAGAUUUAUUGAGCUAGAUAAAAAAAAUUUUAUCAUUGCCUAUUUAGCCUCCCACUCAAUUUCUUUGUUAUUAAAUUCACUACAAACUACACCAAGCAAAUUUAAUUUUCUGAAUUAAUCUUUCACUACACCUAUCCAAGUAUCCAUAUGUAUUACGUUUUGUCACGACCUGCCCCAAUCCCAUUAACCCCAAGAAGUUUCAUAUGAUUUUCAAAGAAUCCCUAUAUAAUGU
Messenger RNA from Magallana angulata, 3933 nucleotides. Its product is annotated as sorting nexin-13-like. NCBI's taxonomy places the organism in Eukaryota, Metazoa, Mollusca, Bivalvia, Ostreida, Ostreidae. The transcript has 26 exons. The record is from RefSeq and is a predicted model, not a curated record. Bases 146 to 2983 code for a protein of 945 amino acids. Gene Ontology annotation, molecular function: phosphatidylinositol binding. Gene Ontology annotation, cellular component: early endosome.